CGUCAGAGUGAUAGGACAACAGCAGAUCAAGGAAGUAAUCGUAGUUAAAAAGUGACAUACAGGAGAAGUGAGAGCGGAUGGGCAGAAAAUAGUUAAAAAGUAAAAUAUACGAGAAGUGAGAGCGGAUGGGCAGAAAAGCUAUGUGUGUGUGUAUUUUUUUUAUUUCAGUUAUGUGUCUUGCGAUUACAUAAAACAAGCUGGGGGAACGUUACUGCCAUUUAAACCUUACAAUGUUUCAAUAAAACGGCGUUUAUAAUCAGUCAGAUUACAGUGUUUCGUUUUAAUUAUUGGCUACUUUAUGCUAUACUAAUUAUAUAUACAGUAUGUAUAUAUAUGUAUAUGUGCUACACUAUCAUAAGACGUUUUAAAUCGAAAAAUGUUCUUUGCAUUCCUCCUCACCGCGAGGUGGCAAACGUUUCCUAUGGCGAGCUUUUCACAUGGAGCGUCAGUCCGUUUCUAUGGGGAAAAAGCGUGAGACAACAGAGAGGAGAUGAGAUUGUGUAUCGCUGGAAAGUCUGAGUUGUAGACAUUAGCAGCGAAAGCUGAAGUUUAUGGAAGAUCGGACACAGAGACGAUCGAUACUAAAAAAAAACAACAAAAAACAGUCGAUAGCCAGGGUAUCGAGAAGCAGUGCAUAAAACGGUAAGAAAUUGUUAGAAUCUAGUCACGGUGCACUUCAGGUGGAUUUACUGACUUUUCAAAAUUCUGUUUUUUGUUGUUGUUUAUCCCAACUUUAAAGAUGAUUUAUUUCAAAGUUUGGCCACCAGUGAGGAAACUGUACGGAGUGCUUUUCGGUGAUUAAAAAUAUAAAACUAUAGAUGGAGGUUUCCCCAGAGAGUACCAGCCCUAAACCCUUUCCUCCUUUUUACACUUUUACGGUUUUAUAGUCAAAGGAGCUUAUUUGAUUCUUUGACGUCUUCUCCUUUUAAAUAAUUAGUUUAUAUUUUUAGCACACCGUUUGAUAACUCCAUGGCUGAGUGUCCUAAUGCUAAACAGAUGCCCAAAUCCGUCCUUAAUUCUAAGCGGGCACAAAGACUGCAUGAUAACUGAUCUGGACUAGGCGCUCUCCGAGAGAUCCCAUGUGUUUACUUACUGAUUGGUAAAGCAACUGUCAGGCUGCUGUGAGCCUUGACCCCAUAUUGGCCACCACAGAAGGCGUGAAACUGGAGAUGACUUGAGGUAGGAGCGGGUGACAGCAGUGAACUAAAUUUUAUUAUGGAUUGUUGUGUGGACAAGAUAUUGCACUCAAGCCACUGCAGGGGCACUAUCCAUUGUGUCUCUCCAUUGAUCAUUCAUAAUUUGUAAACAAGGAACCUCAUCAAUUGUCUUCUAUUGCUGAACUAGUAGCUGUCAUCUUCUGAAUGUGCCAACACUUCAUCCUUUCGUACAUUAUCCCUGUGAACUGUGACUUGACUUCCUGAUGCUCCCAAGACUCCUGGUAACUCUUUUGGAUAUCUUAGCCCAGUGAUGCUCCAGACGAGUAAUUAUUCUUUGGUGCUGCUGGUGCAGUUCCUUCUGCUGGUGUAUGACCUUUUCGUGAACUCUUUCUCCGAGCUGCUGAGAUCUGCCCCCGUCGUGCAGCUUGUGCUUUUCAUCAUCCAGGAUAUUGCUAUUCUCUUCAAUGUGAUCAUCAUUCUUUUGAUGUUCUUCAACACUUUUGUGUUCCAAGUUGGACUAGUCAGUUUGCUUCUUCAUCGCUUCAAAGGGACAAUCAUUGUGUCGGUGCUGUAUUUGGGACUCAGCAUCUCUUUUCAUGUGUGGGUGAUGAACCUGCGCUGGUUAAAUUCAAACAGCUUUGUGUGGACAGAUGGACUACAAGCCCUGUUUGUGUUUCAACGCCUUGCGGCUGUGCUUUAUUAUUACUUUUACAAGCGCACAGCAGAAUGCCUUGGGGACACCCGUCUCUAUGAAGAUUCAGCAUGGUUACGCAGUGCCUUCUCCCGUAUCAGACAAUAAGGUCAGAAUGACUUCUUUGUGACAUGUACGAGAAAACCAGACACAAAAUGACUGAAAAUUGUGGCAAACAUGAGAGGACAUUGGAGAAAGAUAAGAAAAAACAAAAACAGUCAAGAUAUUUGUUGUUUUGGGCAUUCAAGGACCAAUGAUGACCUGAAUGAAUUUGCAAUGCAGUAUCCCUGUGAGUCCAAUAUACAGAAGACUUAAAAUAACUAUAUUUUGCAUCGUGAGGAGCUUGGAGAUUGUGAAGACCUAAGGCUAAGUGUCAGGAAUCUAAUGAGGCUGUACCACCACAGGUUUUGUUACUAAUUUUACUCUGUUGCACUUGAAUUGUCAUCUGAUGUAAACAACAGGACUUUCUUUAAUGUAACCUAAAAUAUACUAUUUGAAUCAGAAUUUAACAGGGCCCCUAAUUUUUGUCGCUUGUGUUCAUUAUGUAACAUAUUAAUUGGACUGACUACUACUCCAGUAGUUUUUUCCCCUUUUAUUGAUGUAUUGUGACAUUUUUUUUUACUUCAUGUAUGCAUGUUUUUGUAUUUAAAAUUGAAUUAUUUUUUUACUUUUUUAUAAGUGACAUUUUUAAAUGUUAUCUUCCUUUUUACUACAGAUUUGUGCAUUUAUACAAAUAGUCAAAAAACUGCAGUUUGCAUACUGCACUAUAAAUACUUCAAAUAAAAUAAUGUGAAUAAUCA
This is a messenger RNA of Polypterus senegalus (gray bichir), 2648 nucleotides long. It is a transcript of the gene tmem138, whose product is annotated as transmembrane protein 138. Bases 1468 to 1956 code for a protein of 162 amino acids. The transcript is spliced from 7 exons. The record is from RefSeq and is a predicted model, not a curated record. NCBI's taxonomy places the organism in Eukaryota, Metazoa, Chordata, Cladistia, Polypteriformes, Polypteridae. Gene Ontology annotation, cellular component: cilium.